AUGACAAAGCCCGGGGCAGCCCCCGUCGUCUUGGGCGUGGACAUUGGCACCACAGCCAUCAAGCUGGUUGCCCUGGACUCCCAAACCCGUGCCCUCCUCCACGACAGUGACCGUCCGCAUCACGCCAGCCAAGGUCAGGCCCGUCAAGACUGCACCUGGCGUGAGGAUGCCAACUGCCUCUAUGUCACGACCACGGAGCUGCUGGCGGAGCUGCCUGCUGACGUGCGCGCUCGAAUCACACAUAUGGCGUUGACGGGCCAGAUGCACGGUGCAAUGGCCUCACACUGGACAAACGGCACUUGUGAUCGAGCUACUGCCUGUCUGACCUGGCAGGACAAACGCUGGAGCGAGGAUGAGAUGGACCGCUUGACGGCACUAGCUAAACAAUUUGGCGUCAGCCCCAUUCAUCAUGGUUAUGGCCUGUCCAGCCUCCUCUGGUUGCAAAACAAGGGUGACUUGACGGCUGAGCCCGGCUGGCAUCUCCACUCGGCCUUGGAAUAUGUGGCAGCUCGCCUCAGCCACAGCAGUCCCGAAAGCAUGGCUCCCUCCAUUGCUUUUAGCCUCGGUGGCGCCGUCAUGCCUGGUGGCACCGAAUUUGACCCCAAUUUUGCACAAGCCCUUGGCCUUGAGCCCUCCCUGAUUGCAGCCUUGCCCCAGAUCGUACCGCCGGGUUGUUUGUGGCCCUCGCCCGUGCACGAUACCGAGGCCGAACGCCUCGGUUUGCCCAAGGGCAUCACCGUAUCUGUCCCAGAGGGUGACAACCAGAUGCAAGUCUUUGCCAUUGCACAGGCCGCUGAAAUUGCCCCAAGUGCCUAUCGCCACACUGCCAUGCUCAACCUGGGCACGUCCUGCCAGCUCACCCAGAUUGUCGCCGACGCAGAGCUGGCCACGUUGCAGCCUCUUUCGCCCAUGGUGGAGAUUCGCCCAUACACCGCCAACCAUCACCUCUUGACCGUUGCCAGUCUCAACGGCGGCAAUCUACUGCACCGCUGGGCUAGCACCCUGGCCAGGACACCGGAAGAAGAAUCGGCAACGUUUGCGCGGUGGGAGACGCAAGCCUUUUGUGGAUCCAAGCCUUUCUCCCUCGACUAUCGAAUGUUUGGCGAGCGUGGUCAAAAAGACGUUACUUUUCGGCUUGAAGGCGUACCUGCCCAUGUGGACGAAGUGGCGCAUCAGCUGAUGUUUGAACUCCUAUCUGCCAUCAAACACCAAGCUGUCGGCAGCGGACUGGUGUCGGAACACAUUGAGCGGCUGGUCUUGACCGGCGGCGCAUCGGCAUUUCCCUUUGUGCGGGACGUUUGCAAGCUUCUUUUUCCAGCUGCGCAGGUCGAGGUCUUGAGUCAUGGCCACGGCCCGGCCAUGGGAGCGGCGCUACGCAACAUCUUGGCUGAGCCAAACGCAUCAGAGUGA
Molecule: messenger RNA, 1410 nt
Organism: Monosiga brevicollis MX1
Lineage: Eukaryota; Choanoflagellata; Craspedida; Salpingoecidae
Exons: 8
Coding region: 1-1410 (469 amino acids)
Biological process (GO): carbohydrate metabolic process
Molecular function (GO): sedoheptulokinase activity
Source: RefSeq, a predicted model, not a curated record